Messenger RNA from Salvelinus namaycush (lake trout), 4190 nucleotides. Its product is annotated as TNFAIP3-interacting protein 1-like. Gene Ontology annotation, biological process: cellular response to lipopolysaccharide; regulation of transcription by RNA polymerase II; negative regulation of canonical NF-kappaB signal transduction. Bases 134 to 2008 code for a protein of 624 amino acids. The record is from RefSeq and is a predicted model, not a curated record. Lineage: Eukaryota; Metazoa; Chordata; Actinopteri; Salmoniformes; Salmonidae. The transcript has 18 exons.
CAUCAAACGACAGCGAGGUGGAAUUUCCCAGGUUACAGCAGAGACCACUUCCGCAAUUGGUGUCUGGGUAAAUCGAUGGAGCCACUGAAGCCGAAAGUUCCCAGCACCAUGCCUGGUAAGUGAAUCAGUGGCGAUGGAAGGAAAAGGUCCCUAUCGUAUCUACGACCCAGGCGGGGGCGAGGCUAAGGCCAGGGAGGAGGGCAGCAGCGUUGGAGAGAGCAGCUAUAGACUACUACUGGAAGAGAACAGCAUGCUCAGAGAUAGGAUGAAGGGACUCAAGAGCUUAGGAGACCUGUUGGAGGAGUCUCAGUGGGAGGCUUCUAAGUUGCGUCAGCGUGUAGAAGAGCUGGUCAGAGACAACGAGGCCCUGAAAUCUUCUACCUCCAGCUUCGCUACCAGUCUGUGUAUGGGAGGACCUGUUCAGACUGAGACACAGGGUCAAGGGAAGCUUCACCGCCAACCCAGUAUGGACCAGAGACCGAGACAGUCGGUUCUCUCAAUGGAGAAGGCCCUACAUCAUGAUCAGCCCAGCGAAAGUCUGUCCGAGUUUGAAGUGGUGAAUAUGGAGGAGAAGACCUCUGAUACCCAGACGGCUGGUGCAGGAACAGGACAGUUCCCUCAGGAGAACCAGGAGUUAACCAGCCAGCUGCAGCGUCUAGAAAGCUCUUUCAGUAUCUUUGCUGAGGCGUCCAACCCCAACCAACUCCUAGCCCACCUGGGACGCAUGGCCGUCGAGUUCCACCACCUCUCCUCCAAGGUCCAGAAGAACGAGCAGAGGACGUCCCUCCUGCAGACUCUUUGUGAGCAGCUCAGACAAGAGAACAACGAGCUGAGAAAGAAGAUGGAGGAGGACCUUCAGUACAGAAACGGAGACGUGGAACUGCUGAGACCAGAGAACCUGAAGCUAAAAGAGCAGGUAACGGGAGCAGGAGAGACCGCAGCAGAGAGCGAGGGGCAACCAGAAGCCAAAGAAGAAGUGGUGAAAGAGGAAACUGCCAGCGUUAGAUCCAAGAUGGAAGUCAGCACACCACAGAAGCGGAGGGGAAAUGCCACAGAGAAAGCCCCUGCCAAGCCCUGUGACCCAGAGGCCUAUGAGAAGAAGAUCAAGCUUCUAGAGAAGCAGAGGAAAGAUGUACUGGACGUGAACAAGCAGUGGGAUGUCCAGUGGAACUCUAUGAAGUCACAGUUUGAACAGAAGAGUUUGAACCCCCCCGAUCAGAUCACAGACCUGCGUCAGCGGCUAGCGGACUCCCAGAAGGCCGUGCAGGAGUUAGAGGCGGAGCGAGAACAGAGGCAGCGGGACUACGAUAAGAAGCUGCUGCUCGCCAAGUCCAAGAUCGAGAACGUACAGGGGGAGAAGGAGUGUCUGAACUCUGAGACCACAGAGUUGAAGAAGAAGGUUCGUUACCUGCAGGAUCAGCUGCUGCCCCUCAGUAAACAGAGAGAUUACCAGGAGAAGGAGAUACAACGCCUCAACAGGGCUCUAGAAAAGGCCCUGAACCUGCACCCUCCCCCCUCCUCCCAGCAGCCACCGGGCCAGGGCACCAGUGGUAACCAUGACGACAGGCCUAGUGACUUGAUAACGGUGUUAAAGGAACAGGUGAAGAUCUUUGAGGAGGACUUUCGGAAAGAGCGGAGCGACAGGGAACGAAUGAACGAGGAAAAGGAGGACUUGAGGAGACAGGUGGAGAGGCUGCAGGGUCAGGUGACCAACCUCACCAAUCAGGCCCAGAGGGAGAGAUGCAAGCUGGAGAGACUACAGAUGCAGCAUCAUAAACAGGUGGCUCCAGGAGGAGGCCCGGGGCAGGACGUCCGGACAAUACACCACCAACCCAGGAUACUCAACAUCGCAGCGGCCGCUGACAGUGUAGCGCAAACGGGACAUGGCGACUUCACACCGGUAAGGCCCAGACGCUCCAGGUGGGCCGAAGCCAGAGAUGGUUCCAGACCACCACCAGAGAACACGGAUCAGUCCACCGCAACUGGAUUUGGAAGAAGAGAGCGAUAGAAUAUUGACCCUGGAAAGCACUAAGGUCCUCUUUGUUCCCUCACCGUGGAGCCAGCUGGGUGGCAGCAGCAUGAAUCAGUUUGUUUUCAGUUGACCAGGUGUGAUUUGAACUAUAAUUUUCCUACUGAACUGUAGAUAUCCUGUUGUAAUGUUGUUUAUACUUGCCUUUUUAUAAGCCUACUUGUGAAACACUGUUUUCGCUCUUCAGAAUUAUAAUAUAAUUUAGAUGUUUCUUCUUUAACCUCAUAUAAUCUUUUGGGAGAUUCAAUAUCUGCUUCAUAUGAUUCUAUGCAGGAACUGAAGUCAUUUGUGUGUAAUAGGUUGAAAUGAUCAAAAUGUAAUAUUUAAGACAAUAUACCUAUGUGAUUAUCGACUAUUGACGAUCGUCCCACUGCAAAAUAUGUAACGUUUUUACAAAGCUGUUUUUUUAUUUACUCGUAGGGUCAAGGGGUCUAUUAUCCCAUGUCAAUAACAACAAAUACUACUUGUAUUCAUUCCAACGAUAUAUAAUUUAUAUAGGUAAAUUGCCUUGGAAUUGGAAUCCAUAGAAAUGGUAACCGUGGAUGUUUCCAUUUCUGAGAAUGUUUUCAGUACCGUUGGUGUUCUAGAACUGUACUGUAAGUAUAACUGUUCAUACAGUGAUUUGUUACAAUACAUUAAACUUGGGAAGUGAAUUUAGCUGGUAUGUCACGCCAAAAAAAAAAAACAUGAUUGUGGUGAUCAUUUAUUUAUAAUCUACUGUUUUGAUGGUUGCAUUGACUAAAUGUAAAUCACUUGUCUUUAGUAAUGCUGUUCUUUCUGUUAGUGUACUCCCAAUAUAUUGUAGCUAUGGACGGCGUAUGUUGGUUACGCAUACAUGCGCACGUACCCUCACAAGAGUACCCGAUUCGCCAAAAAUGAGCAAUGUCAUUUCAAUGCAACACGUUUUUUGAUUUAAAUAUUUGAUAAUCGAUUGCAAUAUGUAUUGCUAUCCUAAGGUAGACAAGUCCUCAACAUAUUUACCCCCAAAGCUGUCCAGUCAUAUGUCUGGAGGAUUGGGUCAUAGUUCGUAGUAUACCCAGGCUUUGUCCCAAUAGUCUUGAAUGGCUUCCUUUCCUGACUUCCUUUCCUUCCCUAAUGCUGACAGUUGAUAGCACUACUGUAGGGUGUAGGCUGGUUCUGGUUAGCCUAACUGAGCGCUCUGCUAGCAGACUAUGGUCAGUAUACUGUAGGAGCUGUAAUAUGUGAAUUUUAUAUUGAGUUAACAGGGUACGAUUGGUCUCCAUCAUAUUGCUUUAACCUGUCCGUCAUGUCCUCUUCUUUUUUUUUUUGCAUCAGAGGAGAGGAAACAAAGCUUUUAAAAAUAAAAAAUAAAAAUUCCUUUUUUAAACGGAGACUCGGCUAACCCCCAAGGAUCAGUCAGUCAGCGAUUUACCUCAGUGAUAAACCACCUCAGCCAGACUCCCGGCCCUGGUCAAAAGUCCCUUUUGCUGUUGGGGCCACAUCCCUGACUCCGCUGGCUUCUGUCUCAAUCCUGUAAGACCAGCAGCUCCAUACUAAUGCCUAUCUAUCUACAGUAUCUAUCCGGCAGAACCUCUGUGAUACCGUCAAGAGCCGUUUUGAAAUACAAACCCAGCCUUGUACCUUACCCCCAGGUACUUCUGUUGAUCAGAGGAUUGGAUAGGUGUUGAUCAAAUGGUGCAGAGUUAUUACUAUAUUGCUUAUACUUUACCGAUGCUUUGAUAUCUUCACUAGUGUCUGGAGUUUAAGGGGCGAGGGGUUGGUCACUACCCUAGAGCACCACCAAACCAAAUCACACAUCAGAAGGAUUGGAGAACUAGUCUUCUGUAACUCCUGAAUCAAAGCUACAUAGGAUUGCAUAUGUAUGGGUAUUAUAAACCAUAUGUAUGGGUAUUAUAAACCUUUUGUGUAUGUUGCAUUCAGACUGGUAAAGAUGGGUGUUUUAUUCACAAUAUUCACUGUAAAUCCAGUUGGAUUUUUAUUUUUUAAAGACGUUAGAUUCCAGAAUGGUCCAAUAGUUGAAUUGCACUUUGAAAGGAAUGCUUUUGUUUUUUUCCCCCUCUGGCAGUUGUCUUUUUCUAGUUUGUAGUUCUGGAGUUUUGCAGGAGGCAAAAAAAGCACAAUACCUUUUUUGUAUUUGACUGGCUUAAUAAACAUAUCCUAAAUGUCUUCGUACAUCUUA